AUGGAAGCCAGGAGUGAGAUACAGUUUGAAAAGUUAAUUGAUGAAGCUACAAGAAAAAAAGAUUUCCAAUUAUUAGAACAAUUUCUGGCAACAGAAGACUGUGAAAAUGUCUCUCACAAAUGCAGCAAACAGUUUGUCAACAAAUUAGACAAGCUUCUGUGUCGGGAACUUGACAAACAAGAAGUCAAAAGCAUUUCCACUUUACUAAAUUCUAUUCAGAAAUGUGGGGAAAAAAUCAGCAUAGCAGGAGAAGAUGGGCUUCCAGCAAUGAUAAAAUACGGUCUUAUUGGAAGGAUGGUUAAUUGGUUUGAAAAGUUAAAAGGAAUUUUGAUCCUCGGAGGAAAUGAAAAGAGUGAAAUGCUUACAAGUCUGGCUGAAGAUUUCUUCAACGUAUUGCUGGCUAUAUGUGAUAGCAGACCUCAAGGUAAAAUGCAAAUCCUAGAAAACUUUAUUCUGAGAACUUGUACCCUCAUUGCUGAUGUAAGAAUUAGUAUUUAUGUUUUUUUUAAAGUAGUAAGAAAGCUUAACUUAAUGCUUGACAACGUGCCUCGAGAUGCCAGGAAAAAGAUAUUUUCUACAAAGGAAAUGUUUCUUGUCAUGAGUGACAUGGGGAGGAGAAUUUUGGAUGCUGGAGACUACGACCUGCAAGUAGCCAUUACGGAAGCUUUAUGCAGAAUGAUGUCAGAGAAACAAAGAGGAGAACUGGCGUGCCAGUGUUUUUCCAUGGAGUUUGUGUCCAAUGCAUUUAAAGGAAUUAAAGAUUCUGAGUUUGAAACAGAUUGCAGAAAAUUUCUUAACCAAGUGAACGGCAUGCUUGGAGACAAAAGAAGGGUUUUUACAUAUCCGUGUUUAUCAGCAGCUCUUGAUAAAUAUGAGCUACAGAUACCAUUGGAUGAAAAUCUUGAAGAAUUUUGGAUUGAUUUCAAUGUUGGUAGCAGAAGUAUAUCUUUCUAUGUGGCAGCAGAUGAUGCAGAUCAUCAGUGGGAAACAGUCGUUAUACCAGAAGAAGAGGUAGACCUGUACAGCCUUGAAGAAAAAGAUUCAAAGAAAUUAUUAACAAUAGAGCUAAAAAGCCCAAUGAAUGUGGGUAAUCAAGAAGGAGAGAAAUUUUUUUUAUGUUUUGAUUCUAUCUUGGAAAUCAAAGAUGUAACUAGAAAGAUCUAUGGAUUUAGUAAAUGUAAGGUUCUGGUACCAGAAAGUCAGUUGUCACCAUGUUUGGAAGACAAAUAUGAAGAAGAGGAGAGACCCAGUAAGUACAAAACCCAGCAACUUCCUGGAACUUUGAGGACUCUGAAUAAAAAUAACAGUCAAGAAAAAUGCAGAGCUGGUUCCUCCAAGGUAACUACAUCUUGUAAAAGGAAAGUAUCUGAAGCAUCCGUGCUUAUUCCUGGAACUACAAGGUUUUCCACAGGGAGUCCACUGGUAUUUGUUAGCACACCCACUCCUUGUAAAGGACGAUUUAAAUUGCCUUUGGAAAUGAUAAGCUCUGCUGAAAGGUCUAACAAUAAUGCAACAAAUGAGACCAGAACGAAGAAUUUCUAUCAAGAACCUACUGGAAGUGGGCAAAGAUGUACACUAGAGAAUGAAUUUUGUGAAACGGAACAGAAGAUCAGGAAGUCAAAUACCAGAAAUGAGGCAAAGCUACCUGAAAAGCGAGUGUGUGCUGAAGAAGUUUUAGAAAUGAUACAGGAGGCAAAAAUUAAGGCCACACAAAAGCAAACUUUAGAUGAAGCAUUAGAUAUUGUUCCUGAUUCUCAGCCAGUAGGGAGAAGCAGCAAACCUUUGCUGCCUGGUCUUUUGGAGAGUUCUUUUGAUAAAACCAAAACAUUGAAAAAAAGAGCAUGCUCUGUUCCUGAGAAGAAUAUAAUAACUGGUGACAAGCAAAAGCUAAAUCCGUCACUGGCACGUAUGUCCCAUACAGGUGUUAGUGAAAGAAUUGUGAAACAAAAAGCUUUUUAUUCAAUUUUUUGAAGUAUCUGUCCAGAUAAACAAAGAAAUUAAAAAAGAGAAGAAAACCAAGAAAAUUAAAUUGAUACCAUGGGGGAAGAAAACUGCAAAAUCCUUAGUGGACAGUCAGAGUGUAAUCAACUAGAACAGAAACUGUUAAGGAAAAAUAUUUAAACUACUACUGAAACAUCAUUUAAAACAUUUCUUUCAGCUAGAGUGUCCAAAACAUCUUUGCAUUCUGAUUUUAAAAAAGAGGAACCUAAUGUUCUCUUUAGAAAAGAGACUGCAAAUCCAAAGCAAUCAAAGACGAAAACAAAGUCUAAAGAACUGACAGAUGCAGCAAAAUCACUAAUUAGCAAAAUCAGUGACAGAUAUAAAGUGAAGACUGAUGAGAAAUGCAAAGCAAGAGACUCCUUGGGUUUUAACAGGCCACAUUUAAUUAAAUCCUGUGUCUCUAAGGAAGCAGUUCAGGAUAAAAACGUGAAAACCACUACUUUUCUUAAUGUAACUGCUGGUCAUAUUAUGGAUGACGUCUACAACUUUAACAUCAGUGGGUUUGAUGAGCCUACAAUAAAGCUUGGAACUAGAAACAAUCAAAACAAGAAGCAUCUCUUUAGUGACACAGACACAGAAUACAGAGGUGAUGACAGCAAGACAGACAUUAGUUGGCUACAAGAAUCAAAUAGGAAAUCUAAAGCCCAGUUAAUUGAUUACAGUAGAAAUAAAAACCUAGGGAAACCAGUAAGAACAGACAAAAAUAAAUUCUCUGAACCUGCUUGCCGCGUGGAUAAACCUAAAGGCAAAAAUGCAAAUAAGAAAAAGAUAAAUGAAUGUAAAAAACAGAAUUCAAGAAUGGAUGAAACAAUAGAACAAACCACCAGACAAAAACGACCUCGAAGAGCAGCUUUAGCAAAAAAUUACAAAGAGCCUUCCAGUUCAGAGUCAGAGAGCGAAAGGAAAUCUUCAGCGUGCACCUCUAAGGAGGAGAAAUCAAAAAUACAGAAACAUACGAACAGGGAAAACAAGGAUGAUAAUCAGCAAAAGGAACUCCAGGAUAUUGUAUCUAUGGAGCCAAAGAGAGUAGCUAGCUAUGUACAUAAAGCGUUUAAUAAAUCAAAGAAUUCUGCAGAACAAAAGGAAAUUGAAAAGGCUUCAUCUGAGAGUCCUGCAUCUCUUGAGACAAUGAGAUGUGCUGAAAGAGUAUCAGAAGGAGAUGUUACUCAAGAGCACACUUAUAGCGAAAGAUCACCUGGUCUUCAGGAGUCCACACUAGAAAAAAGGGAAAUGUUAAACUUUGAGAAAGGAAUCUCUCCCAAUAACUUCUGUCCACGAAAAAAGAAUAUUCAAAGUAUAUGUCUAAAUCAGUCCCCUGAGACAACUGUUAAAAAGUUAACAUUUGGAAAUAAAAGUUUCUCACCAGUUUUAACUGAAGCAUCUUUGGUAAGAAUAUUAAACUUAACGACAUAUAAAACUGUGAGUGGAAAACGUGCAAAAGGAUCUGUAUCUGAAACACGUGAUAAUAAUGAAGAUUCAAGUUUCAGACAUUGCUUUUCAGACACGCUUUCUACUAAAGGAAAACUACAAGACAUCACUAAACCGAUCACCAAAAGUAAAGAAGAGGAUUGUGUACCACCAUCUCCAUUGUCUGCUUCUAGUGGAAGUAAAGUACACUCUUGGAGUGAAGAACCUUAUGGCCCCAUACAUGAGUCAGGACCGAGUAUACAGACAUUUCUCAAACGAAGGUACCACAGUGAUACAGAAAGCAACUCUGAUGAAGCAGAAACAAGCAAAGAGGAGGAAAAGAAAGGAAACAGAACAACAAAGUUACAGCCUAGAAAAUUAUUUAAAACAGAUGAUGCUGUUACUUACAGAGUGUCUGAAAGCAUAUCUACUGUAUCUGUAAAUGAUCUGUCUGUUUUGGAUGGGGAAAUCUGGGAACCUGGUUGUUCAACUAUCAGUAUAUGUCAGAAGCUCCAACAAGAAUUUACUAAGAAAAUUGAGAGCCGCUCACAGAAAAUGGAUCAUUUUACUAAGCAAUCAUUAAGAGCUGCCCAUGAGCAUUUGACAACAAUGAGUUACCAGCUUCACGAAUGCAGGAUCAGGCAGCUGGACAAAUUUCAUUUUGCUCUCCUUGAGGAACUUGAGAAUUUUGAAAAAGAUUCUCAGUCCCUGAAAAACAUGGAAAAAGAAUUCUUGACCUUUUGGAAAAAACAUACGCAUACUUUUAGUACAUACAUGAAAAAUGAGCAACAGAGAAUUCAAAUUCUUAAAACUUCAUUUGAAAAGAACAUCUACCAUACUGUUGACUAUGAAGAACAUAUUUUUACUUCAGAGAUGCAUCUGAUGAAAGAAGACAUAAAAGGACUCCAAGAGAAACUUCUUAAAGAAAUGCAAGAAGAGGAACUGUGGAAUGUUCGCAGAGGAUUGCAGACAUUGUUUCAGUCAGAAGACAGAAUUCUGAAGUAG
Molecule: messenger RNA, 4413 nt
Organism: Nipponia nippon (crested ibis)
Lineage: Eukaryota; Metazoa; Chordata; Aves; Pelecaniformes; Threskiornithidae
Source: RefSeq, a predicted model, not a curated record